CAAAUUCCCCAAGAUUCCCAUUUCAUCUGAAUAUUUUCCUCAAACCCUAUUUCUCCAAUUUCAACAUAUAUCAAUUCUUGAAAAUAAAAUAAAAUAAAGAGCAAAAACAAGGCUCACAAAUGGCAGCUACAAUGGCUACCUCAAUAGCCAAAUGCUUCAACCCUAACACAAAAUGCAACCACCCCUCCAAGCCCACCAAACAAGUCCCCCUCCUCCUCUCCAUGCAAACCCUACCAAAAGCCCUCACCACCACGUCCCUCGCUGGAACUGCCUUUGCCGGGGCGGUUUUCUCGGCCCUCUCCACCGCCAACCCGGCCCUCGCUGCCCAACAGCUGGCGGAAAUAGCCGAAGGCGACAACCGUGGGAUAGCCCUUUUGCUCCCCUUAGUCCCUGCAGUGCUGUGGGUGCUGUACAACAUAUUUCAGCCAGCCCUUAACCAGAUCAACCGAAUGAGGAGCACUAAAGGGGUGAUCGUGGGGCUCGGGCUAGGCGGGCUGGCUGCAUCUGGAUUCCUCCACCCGGCAGAGGCGUCUGCCAGAGAAAUUGCCGCCCUGGCGGAGGUGCCGGCCGACAACAGAGGGCAGCUUUUGCUGUUCGUUGUUGCACCAGCUAUUGUUUGGGUGCUGUACAACAUUUUGCAACCUGCUUUGAACCAGAUUAACAGGAUGAGAUCAGAUUGAGGAAAAAAAGAAAAAAAACA
Messenger RNA from Sesamum indicum (sesame), 700 nucleotides. Its product is annotated as photosystem II reaction center proteins PsbY, chloroplastic. Gene Ontology annotation, biological process: photosynthesis; cell redox homeostasis. NCBI's taxonomy places the organism in Eukaryota, Viridiplantae, Streptophyta, Magnoliopsida, Lamiales, Pedaliaceae. Gene Ontology annotation, molecular function: manganese ion binding. The record is from RefSeq and is a predicted model, not a curated record. Gene Ontology annotation, cellular component: photosystem II; chloroplast thylakoid; membrane.